UCCCUGACUCAUUCCCCCACCUCCUUUUUCAGGCAGCAGAGCAGAGAUUCCAGGAGCUCAGAGCCCAGCUUGCCAGGCCUCUCAGCUAGGGGCCUCUCAUGGCACCUCCAAGGCCCCUUCUCAUCCUGGCUCUGCUGGCAUGGGUUGCUCUGGCUGAUCAAGAGUCAUGCAAGGGCCGCUGCACUGAAGGUUUCAAUGCUGACAAGAAGUGUCAGUGCGAUGAGCUCUGCUCUUACUACCAGAGCUGCUGUGUUGACUACAUGACUGAGUGCAAGCGCCAAGUGACUCGCGGGGAUGUGUUUACUCUACCGGAAGAUGAAUAUGGGACCUAUGAUUUCUAUGAGAGCUCCUCCCUAAGCCCUGACCUGCAGCCCAAGCCUGAAGGGACACUUGAGUCGACAACUGUCCUGAACCCUGAGGAAGAGACUCCUACAUCUAAUCCCAGUACCCUGGGGCCUGAGGUGGAGACCUCAGAACCUGAGGGGGUGAACCCAAUACCUGAGACCCCUGAUCAAGGGCUCUCUGAUUUCUCCACAGAGGAAGAGCUGUGCAGCGGGAAGCCCUUUGAUGCCUUCACUGACCUCAAGAAUGGUUCUCUCUUUGCCUUCCGAGGACAGUACUGCUAUGAGCUAGAUGAAACAGCAGUGAGGCCUGGGUACCCCAAGCUCAUCCGAGAUGUCUGGGGCAUUGAGGGACCCAUCGAUGCUGCCUUCACCCGUAUCAACUGUCAGGGGAAGACCUACCUCUUCAAGGGUCACCAGUACUGGCGCUUUGAGGAUGGUGUUCUGGAUCCUGAUUACCCCCGAAACAUCUCUGAGGGCUUCAGUAGCAUCCCAGACAACGUAGAUGCAGCCUUCGCUCUUCCUGCCCACAGCUACAGUGGGCGGGAAAGGGUCUACUUCUUCAAGGGGAAGCAGUACUGGGAGUAUGAGUUCCAGCACCAGCCCAGCCAGGAGGAGUGUGAAGGCAGCUCCAUGUCGGCUGUGUUUGAGCACUUUGCCCUGCUGCAGCGGGACAGCUGGGAGGACAUCUUUGAGCUGCUCUUCUGGGGCAGAUCCUCUGGUGGCGUCAGAGAGCCCAGGUUCAUCAGCCGAGACUGGCAUGGUGUGCCUGGGAAGGUGGAUGCAGCCAUGGCGGGCCGGAUCUACAUCUCAGGCUCAGCGCCCCGCUCCUCUGUGGCCAAGAAGCAAAAAUCCAGACGUCGAAAUCGCAAGCGCUACCGCUCCCGUGGCGGUCGUGGCCGUAGUCGCAGCCAGAACUCCCACCGACCAUCCCGUUCCGCCUGGCUGCCCUUUUUCUCCAGUGAGGAGAGUGGGCCGGAGGCCUACAACUAUGACUAUGAGAUGAACUGGCUUGUGCCUGCCACCUGCGAGCCCAUCCAGAGUGUUUACUUCUUCUCAGGAGACAAGUACUACCGAGUCAACCUUCGCACCCGGCGAGUGGACACAGUCAACCCUCCUUACCCACGUCCUAUUGCCCAGUACUGGCUGGGCUGCCCAGCCCCUAAUCUCCAGUAGAAGUCCGAGUCCACACAGCUGGGUUUCUGCAGCUUCCUCUUCCAGCUUUUCUUCCCAGCCCAAUAAAGCUCACUUGGCCCUAA
Messenger RNA from Sciurus carolinensis (gray squirrel), 1600 nucleotides. It is a transcript of the gene Vtn, whose product is annotated as vitronectin. The transcript has 8 exons. Gene Ontology annotation, biological process: cell-matrix adhesion; cell adhesion mediated by integrin; immune response. The coding region runs from base 99 to 1517 and encodes 472 amino acids. The record is from RefSeq and is a predicted model, not a curated record. Gene Ontology annotation, molecular function: scavenger receptor activity; extracellular matrix binding; polysaccharide binding. NCBI's taxonomy places the organism in Eukaryota, Metazoa, Chordata, Mammalia, Rodentia, Sciuridae.